CGCUCGGCUCCCGCGGCGGCGGCGGCGGCCAAGAGCGGCUUCGCGAAGUCCUGGCCGGUGGGCGGGCGGCCGCGGGGCUGCGCGCGUCCGGCAUCCCGGGGCCGCUCGGGCCCGGGCGGCGAGGGGGGCCCGGCGGUCCAUGCAUCCGCCGCCGCCCGCCGCCAUGGAUUUCAGUCAGAACAGCCUGUUCGGCUACAUGGAUGACCUGCAGGAGCUCACCAUCAUCGAGAGGCCGGUCCGCCGGAGCCUCAAGACACCAGAAGAAAUAGAAAAGCUGACAGUUGACGAAGACCUCAGUGACAUCGAGAGGGCUGUUUACCUGCUCAGUGCUGGUCAAGACAUCCAGGGAACAAGUGUGAUUGCAAAUCUUCCAUUUUUGAUGCGACAAAAUCCUGCUGAGACACUUCGGAGAGUCUUGCCAAAAAUUAGAGAAGUGCUCCACGUCGCAGGAGUGGACAUGCAGCUGACGGCUGCCGUGUCGUUCCUGACCAUCCUGCAGGAAGAAUCAGUGUCGGCUCAUACCUACGCCCACUCCUUCCUGCAGAUCAUUCUGCUGCAUCUGGAGCACAGGGAUGCAGGUGUCAGCAAUGCAUGGCUGGAAACUCUCCUGUCUGUAGUAGAUGUUUUGCCAAAAGAAACCCUAAGGCAUGAGAUUUUGAAUCCACUUGUUUCCAAGGCACAACUUUCUCAAACAAUCCAGUCCCGUUUAGUUAGCUGUAAAAUUUUAGGAAAAUUGACCAACAAAUUUGAUGCCCAUACCAUCAAGAGAGAAAUCCUGCCCCUGGUAAAGUCACUCUGUCAAGAUGUAGAACAUGAAGUCCGAUCUUGCAUGUGUCGGCAAUUGGAGAAUAUAGCGCAGGGCAUUGGGACAGAACUUACAAAAAGUGUAGUGCUCCCUGAAUUAAUAGAACUCUCUAGGGACGAAGGCAGCAGUGUGCGACUUGCAGCUUUUGAAACUUUGGUUAAUCUGCUCGACAUUUUUGACGCAGAUGACAGAAAUCAAACUAUACUUCCCUUAGUGAAAUCAUUUUGUGAAAAAUCUUUCAAAGCAGAUGAAUCAAUUCUUAUUUCCUUAUCUUUCCAUUUAGGAAAACUAUGCCAUGGAUUAUAUGGAAUUUUUACUCCAGAUCAACACUUGCGAUUUUUGGAAUUUUAUAAGAAACUUUGUACACUGGGUUUGCAAGAAGAAAAUGGACACAAUGAAAACCAGAUUCCCACGCAAGUCCUAGAACAGGAAAAGAAAUAUGUAUCAGUACGGAAGAAUUGUGCUUAUAACUUUCCGGCCAUGAUUGUUUUUGUUGAUCCCAAAAACUUCCACAUGGAACUCUAUUCUACAUUCUUCUGCCUUUGUCAUGACCCUGAAGUGCCAGUCAGAUACACUAUUGCUAUUUGCUUUUAUGAAGUAUCUAAACUUCUGAAUUCUGGAGUAUAUUUAAUACAUAAAGAACUAAUAGCAUUAUUACAAGAUGAAUCACUGGAGGUACUAGAUGCUCUGAUAGACCAUCUUCCGGAAAUCUUGGAGCUUAUGUCUACUGGUGGGGAAAGCAGUGUGCAGGAAAAUAAGCUGUCGGCUCUGCCGGACUUGAUUCCAGCACUGGCUGCCGCUGAACAGCGAGCAGCAGCCUCUCUAAAAUGGAGAACUCAUGAGAAACUACUGCAGAAAUACGCCUGUCUGCCACACGUCAUAUCAAGUGAUCAGAUUUAUUAUCGUUUCUUGCAAAGAAUGUUCACAAUCAUGAUGACAAAUAAUGUCUUACCUGUCCAGAAGGCAGCUUCACGAACUCUAUGCAUUUUUCUACGUUAUAACCGCAAGCAGGAACAGAGACACGAGGUCAUUCAAAAGUUAAUUGAACAACUGGGUCAAGGAAAAAGUUAUUGGAAUAGACUUCGAUUUUUGGACACCUGUGAAUUUAUUAUAGAUAUAUUUUCCAAAUCAUUUUUCUGUAAAUAUUUCUUUCUACCUGCUAUUGAACUGACACAUGAUCCAGUAGCAAAUGUGAGAAUGAAGCUUUGCUACCUGUUGCCCAAAGUAAAAUCUACUCUGAAGAUCCCUGCAGACAAGCAUCUCCUUCAGCAGCUAGAAAUGUGUGUGAGGAAGCUCCUGUGUCAAGAGAAAGACAAGGAUGUCCUGGCUAUUGUGAAGCGGACCGUCUUAGAAUUGGACAGAAUGGAAAUGUCUAUGGAUGCUUUUCAAAAAAAGUUUUAUGAAAAAGAUUUGUUGGACCAAGAGAAAGAAAGAGAAGAACUACUUCUUUUGGAAAUGGAGCAGUUGGAAAAGGAGAAGCAACAGAAUGAUGGAAGGCCCAUGAGUGAUCAAAUCUUUGAAAAGAAACGUAGAGACACUAAAACACCCAUGCCAAAUCUGCCCAAGAGCAUCCCAGUUUCCGUGCCUGGACCUUCUUCUGGCAACCCAUCAACAAGCAAAGAAAUCAAGAAAUCCAAAUUGAUUCGAAGCCAGUCUUUUAAUAAUCAAGCUUUUCAGGCAAAAUAUGGCAGCUUAGACAAGUGUGCUAGUAAGAGUUCCCCAGCAGCAUACACACCUUCUGCCUCAGGGCUAGCAAAAACUGCUAUACUUUCCUUAACUGAUGAUUCAUUCCGGACUCGUAAUGCCAGUACUGUUCCAAGUUCCUUUUCUCCUAAUCCUCCCCUACCAAGUACCUCCCGUGGGACAGCUAACCCGGUUGACCCAAAGAGCACUGGAAGUAAAGACACGCAGGCGCGGAAGGCCACCUUAAAAUCCAGAAAAUCCAACCCUUAGAUCAGCUGCUCGAUGAAGGAGGUGAAGCCAAGAGCUGACGAGGUGACUGAAGGACUAAAACAGAAAUGACGCGGGGCCCUCUGUUUUCUUGUUCUUUAUUUUCUUUAACAUUUCUUUCUUCCUUUUUUUUUUAAUGAAUGGGAAAAGAAUGGCAUCUGAUGUUAAACUUUCCAUAUUUGAGAUUAGAUUCCCUAGGAGGUGUAAUAUAUAUUUCUCAAAAAAUAAUGUGGUUACAGAAUCCCCACGUCAGAGUGAAGUGCAGUGUGAAACCGUUUCAAGUAUGUGCUUAAUACGGCGGCAGAAGAGACGAGUGGUCUGCCUAUGCAGGAAACCAGCCAGUUAACAACAGUCCUGUAGUUUUUGCCUUUUUACGAUUGUAUAAAAGUCCCAGUUAGCUGAAAUUACUGUGACAGGAUAAUCAUUUGAAGGGGGUCUUGGCACGGAGGAGGUCAGAAAGGUACUGUGUUCUCUCAGGACCCUCCAAGCCCACUGGGAAAGUCCUCCCUAAAAAGGGUGCAAGCGAUGCAUGUGGUAUGAUCAGCCCUGCCAUUGUCAUGACCUAUUGUACCUGGCCAUUCCCAAAUUUGAAUUUGACAAUGAAAAUUCUACCAGGAUUUCUGAAAACUUUGAGCUAUAAAUACCUUAAAAAUGA
Messenger RNA from Ochotona curzoniae (black-lipped pika), 3410 nucleotides. It is a transcript of the gene PPP4R4, whose product is annotated as protein phosphatase 4 regulatory subunit 4. The transcript has 25 exons. Gene Ontology annotation, cellular component: cytosol; protein serine/threonine phosphatase complex. Bases 140 to 2758 code for a protein of 872 amino acids. NCBI's taxonomy places the organism in Eukaryota, Metazoa, Chordata, Mammalia, Lagomorpha, Ochotonidae. Gene Ontology annotation, molecular function: protein phosphatase regulator activity. The record is from RefSeq and is a predicted model, not a curated record.